UCAAAAAAGAAAGGCAUCAACCUAAAGCUUAAUCAUCACAAAACUCUAUAAAAACGUCAAGAUCACAAUUCCAACAAUUCACAAAACACAAAAAUGACGAACACCACCAACAAAUCCACAACACCAUCAACCGAUAUGGAGCUCAAGAAGGUCUUCGACCAGUUCGACUCCAACGGCGAUGGGAAGAUCUCUGUAUCAGAGCUCGGGAACGUUUUCAAAUCCAUGGGAACGUCGUACACGGAGGAGGAGCUCAACCGUGUUCUAGACGACAUCGACAUAGAUCGUGACGGUUACAUCAACCAAGAAGAGUUCGCCGCCAUCUGCCGAUCAUCCUCCUCAGCAGCAGAGAUCCGUGAAGCUUUUGAUCUAUAUGAUCAGAACAAGAACGGUUUGAUUUCGUCAUCUGAGAUCCAUAAGGUUCUCAACCGUCUUGGUAUGUCUUGCUCCGUUGAAGACUGUGUUAGGAUGAUCGGGCACGUUGAUGCCGAUGGUGAUGGUAAUGUUAACUUUGAGGAGUUUCAGAAAAUGAUGAAUUCGCCUGAGCUCGUGAAAGGAUCAUCCGCGAACGCUGGUUCUGCUUAAGGUGAAGAAGAUAUACAAACAUGCAUGUACUUUUUUUUUUUAGGUUUAACAACAAAAGUUGAUUCGAUUCUCUUCCUAAUAUAUAUGGAUGAUGACGAUGAUGAGUUUGUUCUGCAACUAUGAUUACUCUAUAUGGAUUAUGUGUUUUCUCGGUAUUGCUAUUAAAGAUUUUCAUCAAGUUCUUUGA
Camelina sativa (false flax) is the source of this 769-nucleotide messenger RNA. RefSeq names its product putative calcium-binding protein CML26. Lineage: Eukaryota; Viridiplantae; Streptophyta; Magnoliopsida; Brassicales; Brassicaceae. Gene Ontology annotation, molecular function: calcium ion binding. The record is from RefSeq and is a predicted model, not a curated record.